Molecule: messenger RNA, 947 nt
Organism: Lolium perenne
Lineage: Eukaryota; Viridiplantae; Streptophyta; Magnoliopsida; Poales; Poaceae
Source: RefSeq, a predicted model, not a curated record
CUUCGCCUCCACCGCACCGCACACUCCACCACUCCGCCUCUCCGCCUCUUCGCCUAUCCGCCGCCGGUCAGAUCCAUCCCCGCCGCUGCGUCGCCGCGUCGCCGAGUCUCAGGUGACCAUGGACAGGUACGAGCUGGUCGAUAUUAGCUCGGAUGACGAAGAGGUUGUUGCUGCCCGAGCUGCUUGCUAGGAAGCAGCAGCUGCUGCUAAGGCUAGGCGGCGCGCCAAGAAAGAGGCUGCUAAGGCUAGGGAAGCAGCAGCUGCUGCUGCCGCCGCCGCUGCCAACAAGAUAGUUAUGCGUCGAGGUCCCAAGAUAACUGGCAAUGCCUCUUUUGAUAAGUGUUGUGUGUAUGGCAACAAGGUUGGUUUGAAACGUUGCCAGGUGCAAUUCCUGCAGCAACUUGCAAGGAUGAGACCCUCAAUAAAAGUGUUUGUAUGCACUAUGACGGCAGCCCACACUGAGAAGCCAAAAGCUAAAAUGUAUUUCCCAAGGAAGUUCAGCCUCUACAUCAAGAAGUACUUGGACUUGCCUGCCAAGUUGGAGGUCUACUGCCAGGCCCCUAAACCCAUUGUGGUCACAAUGAUUAUGGGCAAAGGGAAGGGCGCCGGAGCUCAGAUUACAAGCAAGUGGUCCAAGGUGGUGAAGGCGGCUGGGAUGCAAAGCGGCGAUGUCUUCAUGUUCCGCUUCCGUCGUAGUGCUCGUGUUGGACUUAAGUUGGCCAUUACGAAGGUCAUGUAACUACUUCAGUGCUAGGUUGUUGUUGGUGUUGGUCGUCCUGUAGUUAUGCUAUGAACAUGGAUGGUUGCUGUUAGUGCUUGACUGCUUUUGUGAAGAUGGAUGGUUGCUGUUAGUGCUUGACUGCUUUUGUGAAGAUGGAUGGUUGCUGUUAGCAUGCCUUUGUAAAUUAAGAAGUACUUAUGCUACUACUUUAAUCUGGUAUGAAAUA